GAGAAAGAGAAGGCAAAAAGGUUGCAAUCGGAACCGGAUGAGGAAGGUUGGGUAACCAUUGGGAAAGGUGGAAGGAAACCUGGAGCAAGUAAAGUGGAAGCAGCUGAACUGCUGGAGAGAAGAAAGAAAAAGAAACAAAAGGUAGAGGUGGCAAGACAUGACUGUUUAUAACUUUAUAUAGUUUGUGUUUGUGGGUAACCAAAAAUCAUUUGCAGUUAGCCUUGCAAGGGAAGCGAACAAGUUUGGUAGUUGGGGGACCGGGGGACUGGAGGAAACCUUUUGGGCAACUGGGUCUGAGAAAGUCAAUAGGAAACAUAGCUCUGAGCUUGAGAUUAAUGAUAAAUAAAAUGUCUUUUGCGGCUAUCGUAGCUUACAGAAAUGGGACGGAGGGUUCGAAUUUUCAUAUUUGAAACAUUGUGAUUGCCAUUAGUAAUAUGUCUGACAACAGGCUAUUUAGCUUGAAUAAGCUUCGUUACCAAUGGCUGCAUGCCAAUGCUCACCAAACCUUGUCCUCAAAGAUCUUCCAGUUUCCCCAAUAUAAAGCGUGCCACAUCUAUAUUCAGACCGUUCCAGAUAUAAUUCUGAGGUCAUUUAACUGAAUAAAUCUUCCAUGUUUUAAUUCCAGCAACAACUCUACUUUUAUAACUUUCAACAACGAGAAACGAGAAGAGAACGUGAGUUUUUCAUAUUUUUCAUAAUAUCCUUUUCUCUUGAAGACUUUGGUGCAAAAUUUGACCAAUUUCAAAUAAUCUUAUUACUCUUGAUGAUCCAUCUAAUAUUUGUUCAUUUUUUUACUUCUGUUUGAAAUUCUAGAUAUUGCACAAUUGCGGAAGAAAUUCGAAGAGGAUAAGGAAAAAGUGGCGAAAAUGAAAGCAGCGAGAAAGUUCAGACCUUAUUGA
Paramuricea clavata is the source of this 899-nucleotide messenger RNA. NCBI's taxonomy places the organism in Eukaryota, Metazoa, Cnidaria, Anthozoa, Malacalcyonacea, Plexauridae. The record is from the annotation of a GenBank genome assembly.